ACCUGCAGGAUCUCGCGCUUCUAGUUCAGCGUCACCGUCAUACCAGCAAUCUAUCUACCUACCUACAGUGCAGGGGUGUAGCACCCCUCCACCGCCGUCGACCAUGUCGGAGCAGGCCGUUGCGGCCGACCGGCGAGGCUGGCAGCAUCGGCCGUUCCGCCUUCUGGUCGUCCUCGUCCUCCUCUUCCUCGGGGCGCCGGGCGCCAUCUUCUUCUUCAUGUCGACCGGCCUGGCCCGCCUCCCUCGCAUCCGCCUCGAGUACGACAGCUGCAACGCUCACUCCGGCGCGCGUACGGAUCAGCCGCCGCCGUCACCGUCACCGCCGCCGCCGCCGCCGGAUUUGGGUGCCGACAACGGCGUCGAGGAGCAAAGGCCGCCGCUGCGCCAGCUGACGGACCCGCCGCACUCGCUCGGCCCGGUCGCGUCGGACUACGACGAGCGUAGAGCCCAGUGGCUCCGCGACAACCCGCGGUUCCCGGCCUUCGUCGCGCCGGGGAGGCCCCGGGUGCUCGUGGUCACCGGGUCGUCACCGCGCCGGUGCAGCGCCCCGGACGGCGACCACCUGCUGCUCCGCGCGUUCAAGAACAAGGUGGACUACUGCCGCGUCCACGACUUCGACAUCUUCUACAGCACGGCGGUGCUCGACGCCGAGCUGACGGGGUUCUGGACCAAGCUGCCGCUGCUGCGCUCCCUGAUGCUCGCGCACCCGGAGACGGAGUUCCUGUGGUGGAUGGACUCCGACCUGAUGCUCACCAACAUGCUGUUCGAGCCGCCGUGGGACAGGUACGGGAGCCACAACCUCGUCAUCCCGGGCUGGGACGCCAAGGUGUACGGCGCCAAGAGCUGGCUCGGCAUCAACGCCGGCAGCUUCAUCAUCCGGAACUGCCGGUGGUCGCUCGACCUGCUCGACGCGUGGGCGCGCAUGGGGCCGCGCGGUCCCGUGCGCGAGAUGUACGGCAAGCUCAUCGCCGAGACGCUCUCCGACCGCGGGCCGUACGAGGCCUGCGACCAGUCGGCGCUCGUCUACCUGCUCGUGACGGAGCGCGGCAGAUGGGGCGACAAGACGUUCCUUGAGAGCUCGUACAGCCUGCACGGCUUCUGGGCGAGGAUCGUGGACAGGUACGAGGAGAUGCGGCGCGAUCCGACGCCGGGGCCCGGCGGCGAGAGGUGGCCGCUGGUGACGCACUUCGUCGGGUGCAAGCCGUGCGGCGGGGACGACUCGAGCUACGACGCCGUGCGGUGCCGCCGCGGCAUGGAGCGCGCGCUCAACUUCGCUGACGACCAGAUACUGAACUUGUACGGGUUCGAGCACGAGUCGCUCAACACCACUGCCGUGCGGCGCGUCCGGAACGACACCGGUGGGCCGCUGGACGCGGACGAUGUGGAACUCGGCCGGCUCUUGCACCCGACUUUCAGGGCUGCCAACUUGUGAUUUAAGUUGGGGUUCAAUCAAUGAACUUCUCAAGGGCUAAGGGGAAUAUCCUUCUUAAUGUUACACACGGAUUUCAAUUC
Panicum hallii is the source of this 1512-nucleotide messenger RNA. Its product is annotated as probable glycosyltransferase 4. NCBI's taxonomy places the organism in Eukaryota, Viridiplantae, Streptophyta, Magnoliopsida, Poales, Poaceae. Gene Ontology annotation, cellular component: membrane; trans-Golgi network; endosome. The transcript has a single exon. Gene Ontology annotation, biological process: xyloglucan biosynthetic process. The record is from RefSeq and is a predicted model, not a curated record. Gene Ontology annotation, molecular function: hexosyltransferase activity; xyloglucan 6-xylosyltransferase activity; UDP-xylosyltransferase activity. Bases 104 to 1432 code for a protein of 442 amino acids.